Messenger RNA from Rhineura floridana, 12279 nucleotides. It is a transcript of the gene NOS1, whose product is annotated as nitric oxide synthase 1. The transcript is spliced from 30 exons. NCBI's taxonomy places the organism in Eukaryota, Metazoa, Chordata, Lepidosauria, Squamata, Rhineuridae. The record is from RefSeq and is a predicted model, not a curated record. Gene Ontology annotation, molecular function: FMN binding; NADP binding; heme binding. Gene Ontology annotation, biological process: nitric oxide biosynthetic process. The coding region runs from base 638 to 4972 and encodes 1444 amino acids.
UACUUUUGGGGCUUUCAUCACCCCGACUGGCUACUGCUGCUCUUGCGAUGCCUCGCGUCAGGCCAGCCUCGCCACAUACGAGAGGCUUGGGAGAGAAAGGAGUGUUUUUGGUCUCGAACUAGAGCCGUGUUAUUUGCAGCAGAAUGAAGGAAGCCUGCAGGCAGGACCUGAGUACCACAGCGCGCUCCCCGCUUGCAGUUCAGCACCUGGUGUUCAGAUGCAGACCGCCUCCGACAGUGGUAAGGAAGAUGUAAAGUGGACCCCCCCAAGCCCCCAGUAGUGUGUUCAGCAAACACCACCUUUUCAGCUGGGUGAUGUCUGGGUCUCUUCGCACAUCCCACGUAGGACUGCUAGCUUUGUUGCAUCUCAGAGCUGAGGUCAGAGAACGAUACUAAAUCAGAACUGACGCCCAGCAACUAAUGUCCUGCAGAAGCAUUCUGGUUGUCGGAGAUCCGGAGCUUCUGAAAGCCAAAGAAGUGGCCUUUCUUUCUGUGUAGUACACAUGAAUACAGAGCUGUCUUCCCUCCCAUUCUAGCUUCAGAGCCUGGGGUUUCAGCCGUACGCCAGCCGAGGCCUGUGGACACCACUAGCUCUCUGUCCCCACCCACCCAGGCUAGAAAAAGAGUUAAGGACUACAAUGGAAGAGAAUGUGUUCAGUGUGCAACAGAUUCAGCCCAAUGUCAUUUCCGUCAAGCUCUUCAAGCGUAAAGUUGGAGGUCUCGGGUUCCUGGUGAAGGAACGCAUCAGCAAGCCUCCGGUGAUCGUUUCCGACUUGAUCCGAGGAGGAGCAGCUGAACAAAGUGGCCUUAUUCAGACGGGGGACAUUAUCCUAGCGGUCAAUGGGCGGCCCCUGGUAGAUAUGAACUAUGACACCGCCCUGGAGGUCUUGAGGAGCAUUGCCUCCGAGACUCACGUUGUCCUUAUCUUGAGAGGUCCAGAGGGCUUCACCACUCACUUGGAGACGACCUUCACCGGUGACGGGACGCCAAAGACUGUCCGAGUCACCAGGCCCCUGUGUGUGAGUCCCCCAACCAUAGUCGACCUGCCGUCCAGUCUAAGUAUCCACACCAAAGAUCAACCGCAAGGGGAAGACUACACGAUGGGGGGCUCUGUCAGCUCUCGGUGUGCCCGGGAGAACGGGCAGGGGAAUGAGACUUUGGUGCAUGUCAACGGCAUGAUUUCCGGCACUGUCGCCAGGGACUCUCUGAAAGGAACUGAGGACAUUUCCAAUUGUUGCCUUAAUGGCAGCGUCGAAAACAGUGAACUACUAAAAGAGAUCGAGCCGGUUCUGGACCUUCUGAAGAGCAACAGCAAAGAGCUCAAUGGGGAUGCGCAACCCAAGACAGACACGAGAGACGCGGAAGUCCAGGUCGAUGGUUUCCGGGAAGCAGACCAGAAGUCGCCGAAGGCGUUGCCAGCAGGGAUGGAGAAUGACCGAGUCUUCAGCGACUUGUGGGAGAAAACCGACUCAGCCUUCAUUGUGAGCAACCCCUCUUCAGACAAGGACCAGGUCCCACCCUCCGGCCGGCAGUCACCAACCAAGAAUUUGGUGAAUGGAAGCCCUUCCAAGUGCCCACGCUUUGCCAAAGUGCGGAACUGGGAGACCGGAUCCGUGCUCAAUGACACUCUGCAUCUGAAGAGUACCAUGGUGACCCCCUGCAGCGAGCAGGUCUGCAUGGGCUCCAUUAUGAUGCCUUCCCAGCACAUCCGAAGGCCUGAAGACGUCCGGACGAAGGAGCAGCUACUCCCACUAGCGAAAGAAUUCAUUGAUCAGUAUUACUCCUCCAUCAAGAGGUUCGCUUCCAAGGCCCACACGGAGAGGCUGGAGGAAGUCACCAAGGAGAUAGAAGCCACUGACACCUACCAGCUGCGUGACACAGAACUGAUCUACGGGGCGAAGCACGCCUGGCGCAAUGCUUCCCGCUGCGUGGGCAGGAUUCAGUGGUCCAAGCUGCAGGUCUUUGAUGCCCGGGACUGCACCACAGCCCAUGGGAUGUUCAACUACAUUUGCAACCACAUAAAAUACGCUACUAACAAAGGGAACCUCAGGUCUGCCAUCACCAUUUUCCCCCAGAGGACAGAUGGGAAGCACGAUUUCCGAGUCUGGAACGCUCAACUCAUCCGAUACGCUGGUUAUAAACAGCCGGAUGGCACCAUCCUGGGAGACCCGGCCAACGUGGAGCUGACUGAGAUCAGCAUACAGCAAGGGUGGAAAGCACCCCGGGGGCGGUUCGACAUCCUGCCACUCUUGCUCCAGGCCAAUGGCAACGACCCUGAGCUUUUUGAAAUCCCGCCCGAGCUGGUGCUGGAAGUGCCCAUCAGGCACCCCAAGUUUGCCUGGUUUAAAGACCUGGAGCUGCAGUGGUAUGGCUUGCCCGCGGUUUCCAACAUGCUGCUCGAGAUCGGAGGCUUGGAGUUCUCGGCCUGCCCCUUCAGCGGCUGGUACAUGGGCACCGAGAUCGGAGUCCGCGACUACUGUGACAACUCUCGCUACAACAUCCUGGAGGAAGUUGCCAAAAAGAUGAACUUGGACAUGCGGAAGACCUCCUCGCUUUGGAAGGACCAGGCCCUGGUGGAGAUAAACAUUGCUGUCUUAUACAGCUUCCAGAGCGACAAGGUGACCAUUGUGGACCACCACUCAGCCACGGAGUCCUUCAUCAAGCACAUGGAGAAUGAGUACCGUUGCCGGGGAGGUUGCCCUGCUGAUUGGGUAUGGAUCGUCCCACCCAUGUCUGGAAGCAUCACCCCCGUCUUUCACCAGGAGAUGCUCAACUACAGGCUCACGCCCUCCUUUGAGUACCAGCCUGAUCCAUGGAACACGCACAUCUGGAAAGGCAUCAACGGCACUCCCACCAAGAAGAGAGCCAUUGGGUUUAAGAAGUUAGCAAAAGCUGUGAAGUUCUCUGCCAAGCUGAUGGGGCAGGCGAUGGCAAAAAGGGUGAAGGCCACCAUCCUAUAUGCCACAGAAACUGGAAAGUCCCAGGUCUAUGCAAAAACCCUGUGCGAAAUCUUCAAGCAUGCCUUCGAUGCCAAGGUGAUGUCAAUGGAUGAAUAUGACACUGUCCACCUGGAACAUGAAACCCUUGUGCUGGUGGUCACAAGCACCUUCGGCAACGGGGACCCGCCUGAGAAUGGGGAGAAAUUUGGCUGUGCUCUGAUGGAAAUGAGGAAUCCCAACUCCAACCUGGAAGAGAGAAGGAGCUACAAGGUGCGCUUCAACAGCGUCUCCUCGUAUUCGGAUGCUCGUAAAUCGUCAACCGACGGGCCUGAAGCCAGGAACAACUUUGAGAGCACCGGUCCUCUGGCCAAUGUCAGAUUCUCUGCCUUUGGCCUGGGCUCGCGGGCCUACCCCCACUUCUGCGCCUUCGCCCGUGCCGUGGACACGCUCCUGGAAGAGCUGGGAGGGGAACGCAUCCUGAGGAUGGGCGAGGGAGAUGAGCUAUGCGGACAGGAGGAAUCCUUCAGAACGUGGGCCAAGAAGGUCUUCAAGGCAGCGUGUGACGUGUUCUGCGUGGGCGACGAUGUCAACAUUGAGAAGGCAAACAACUCCCUCAUCAGCAAUGACCGGAGCUGGAAGAGGAGCAAGUUCCGCCUGACCUAUGUGGCCGAAGCUCCCGAAUUAACACAAGGCUUGUACAGCAUCCACAAAAAGCGAGUGUUCGCAGCCCGGCUCCUGACACGUCAGAAUCUCCAAAGCCCCAAAUCAAGCCGCUCCACGAUCUUCCUGCAACUUCACACCAAUGGGCACCAGGAGCUCCACUAUCAGCCUGGAGACCACCUGGGCGUAUUCCCAGGCAACCACGAAGACCUGGUCAAUGCCUUGAUCGAACGGCUGGAAGAUGCCCCUCCCACCAACCAGCUAGUGAAAGUAGAACUCUUGGAAGAAAGAAGCACGGCUUUGGGUGUCAUCAGCAACUGGACAGACGAGAGCCGCGUCCCACCUUGUACAAUCUUCCAGGCCUUCAAAUAUUACCUGGACAUCACCACCCCUCCCACGCCGAUCCUGCUGCAGCAGUUUGCGCUGCUGGCAACCAAUGAGAAGGAGAAGAAGCACCUUCAGGUUCUCAGCAAGGGCCUGCAGGAAUAUGAGGAGUGGAAGUGGUCCAAGAACCCCACGAUGGUUGAAGUGCUGGAAGAGUUCCUGUCGGUGCAGAUGCCUUCCACCCUCCUGUUGACCCAGCUCCCGUUGCUGCAGCCUCGCUACUACUCCAUCAGCUCCUCCCCAGAUAUGUACCCCGACGAGGUCCACCUCACGGUAGCCGUGGUCUCCUAUCGCACCAGAGAUGGGGAAGGCCCAAUCCACCAUGGAGUCUGCUCCUCCUGGUUCAACCGGAUACAGACGGACGAAGUGGUACCCUGUUUUGUCAGAGGAGCGCCUGGGUUCCACAUGCCACAAGACCCGCAGGUUCCCUGCAUCCUGAUCGGCCCCGGGACAGGCAUUGCUCCAUUCCGGAGCUUCUGGCAGCAGCGGCUCUUUGAUGUGAAGCACAAAGGGCUGAAGCCAUGCCCCAUGAUGCUGGUCUUUGGCUGCCGACAGUCUAAGAUCGAUCACAUUUACAAAGAGGAGACCUUGCUAGCCAAAAGCAACAGUGUCUUUAAGGAGCUGUUCACAGCCUACUCCCGUGAGCCAGACAAACCAAAGAAAUACGUUCAGGACAUCCUGAAAGAGCAGCUGGCGGGAACAGUCUACAAAGCGCUGAAGGAGCAGGGCGGCCACAUCUAUGUGUGUGGCGACGUCACCAUGGCCGGGGAUGUCCUCAAGACCAUCCAGAGCAUUGUGAGGCAUCAGGGCAAGCGGACGGCAGAGGAGGCCAGCGCUUUCAUUAGUAAGCUAAGGGACGACAACCGAUACCACGAGGAUAUCUUUGGCGUCACCUUGCGCACGUACGAAGUGACAAACCGCCUCCGAUCUGAGUCGAUUGCGCACAUCGAGGAGAGUAAGAAAGACACGGAUGAGGUGUUUUGUUCCUAAACUUGACCGUGUUGCAUUGCCCGAGAUGGGAUGCCAAGCCAGGCCAGUCACAGCAGCUCCAGCUGCUCUGCCCCAGCCCCAAAAGAGGGGGGUUGAAUCCUGUACUGACACGUCCACAUCCGCUCCUUUCCUCCAGGGACUUGACGGCCCGCGACAACCGCUCUUCUGUGUCUCGUCCUGUUGUUGUGUCCUGAAGGAUGUGUUGUUGACACUUGGAUGGCGACGGAGGAGGAGGAGGAGGAGAUGAUGGCGAUGCUGAUGAUAUUUCUUCCCCCCUCCUCUUCUUGAGUCCUGUGGCAUUUUCUUUUCCCUCCAUGUGCCCUUCUCUGGAGUCUCCCGCUGCAGUCCGAUGGCUUUGCACAACCUGCAAGCGGCUACAACGAUAACAAAGAAACAAAACUGUCUUCUCAUUAAUGACAAGGCCGUCUUGCGGCUGCAUGAAAUCACCACCUUAGUGGUCGUCAUCUGCAUUUAUUUAAUUUUUUUUUUUUUUUGGUGUUUCAGGGCGGGAUUAAAGGGUCAAGGCUGCUUGCUGUUCGGUUAAGCACCUGAGAAAUGCAGAAUCGCCACCCUAUUUGUUUGCCACAAUCUCUGCCUAGCAUGAUUUGCUUCAAGCAGUGGAUCACUUUUUUUCCCCUCUCCCCUUUCAUUCUCUGCAAUUUGGCAGGGGGAAGGAGGGGGUGUGUAGUGGACAGCUACUCCUGUGGCUUUGUUCUUGUGCAGCCUCUCAGUCCUCAGCAUACAGGGUGGGACUUGUCUCUGUUGCACAGAUAAUGGUUGCACCUUUAUUCAGCAUGCUUGCACUGUCUUAACAUGGUGCGCCGCCUCAGUCCCCCUUCUCUUCUCCCUGUACCCUUCCGCAAUGUGUUUGAGCACUGAUCCUAUGGUUGCAAAGUUGGUAAAACAGCUGGGCAUGGCAAACAACUGGGUGGGCUUUAACUAACAGGCUGCCAGGAAGCAACUGUGUGCCGUCAUGCAUUGUGGGGGCUUAAAUGUUGCUACGAUUAUUAGUACACUCCUAGGAAGCAGAGGUUUCUCCAUUAAAUCCAUGUGAUGUGCUUACUACCUUUGUCCUCAGGAAGAGAAAAAAAGAAUGAGCAUGGUGCCAAAGGAUCGCCUCUGUGGAAACAUCGAUUAGGAAUGGGGAACUUGUAGCCCUCCAGAUGUUGUUGGGCUAGGACUCCCAUCAUCUUCUGCCCAUUGACCAUGCCAGUUGAGGGUGAUGUGAACAGGGAUGGGGGGGGGAGUUGAUUCAGUUCACAAUUAAAGGUGAGCUUACCUAAUGUGCACUUUCUGAAACAAGAUGCAAACCAAAACACAGCCAUCCUUCGAAAUUCACGUCUCCAAACUUUGCAAUGCAGUUCUCCAGGCCAGUAACAUGUACGAAAAUGCAUACACUAGGGUAGAGUGCGCGUCUAAAUGCAUCUAUUAGUGACAACAACAUACAGGAGUGCAUUACAUUAGGGGGAAACUUGUUUGCAAAAAUGGUAUGAGUCAAAAUUGCAUGCAAACAUGCGCAUUUUAGGAGAAAUUCACACUAAAACGCUGAUGCAUUUUCACGAGCCCUUGUUUUUCCAUUAAUAAAGAAAUAAAUAAAUAAAUUGCAAGCAGACGUGGAAAUGUGAAGAACCAAACUGAAGACUGGAAAAAUGAGAAACUAAAAUGGACAGAUUUGCCCAUUCCCACUGGCUGGGGCUGAUGGGAGUUGGAGUCCAACAAUAUCUGUUGGGCCGCAGGUUGCCCAUCCCAGCUAUAUAUAGGCCAAGGCCAAAAAAGGGUGCGUGAAGGAGCAGGCAUGUUACACUCGUGAACUGUCUUCCCCUUGGCUUCCCAGGCCUCCGGUGACUUUACAUCCUGCUCACUUCACAUAUUACUCUUUCCAGGUCAAUGUCUAUGAUGUUUUAAGGACAGACCUAAAAAGGUAACAUGUGGAUGUGUUGAAGAUAGAUACCAGACAGGUAUGCUUGUCCCAGGGCUUUGGUUGGCUAUGGCUCCUUCAUAAAAAACACAUUUAAAAAGAGCACUCGGUUCUCAGCACAAUAAAACUUCAGCAAUGAAAUAUCAUCAGUACUGCUACCAGUAAAUAAUUCUGGGCAAUUGCUUGAUUCUGCUUACUUUGUGAUUAUAGUUAACAACAAUGAAAUGGGCCUUUGUUCUAGGGCAAGGGUGGGGGGCCUUUUUGACCCAGUGGGUCAGAUCUUAUCUUCCCCCACCUCGUGGGCCAGCGUCGGCAGGUGGGUGGGGCUACCCACAUGUCAAUCAUCUGACUUGUAUUUGUUCCAUUUCUAUCCCACCUUCCCUCCAAGGAGCUCAAGGUGGCGUAUAUUUUAUCCUCUCCAUUUUAUCCUUCCAACAACCCUGUGAAGUAAGUUAGGCUGAGAGACUGUGGCUGGCCUAAGGCCACCCAGCAAGAUUCAUGGCUGAGUGGGGAGUACAUUCUGAGUGGGGAGUGCACUGGCCAAGCAGGACCCAGCAGGACUGGACCUUGCCGCCCGCCUGCCCAUCAGUUGGUUGUGGUUUGGGGGAGAUGACUUUGUGGGCCAGUUUGGACUUCCUGGUAGGCCAAAAUUGCCCCGCAGGCCAGAGGUUCCCCACCCCUGCUGUGCACAAUUGAGGUGGUACAUAUCCAUUUGUGGCUGGCUAGACAGGCUAAGGUCAAGAAUUGCCAUCUCAGAGUUGGAAGUGGCCUUUUGGACCACCUUGUCCAAUCACCUGCAGGGAAUCCAGAACGAGAGCAUCCCCAACAGACAGCUGCCCAGCCUCUGCUUGAAGACCUUCUGCAAGGGAAAGCCCACUGCUCCUCUAGAUAAUCGGUUCCAUUUGCUGGACGUGCUCUUGCCAUCAAGAUGUUUCUCAUGUUCGAUGACAUGUGCAUGGCCACUCUGAUUCUCUCCCCUGCCCACCCGUCGUGGCAUUCCAUGUUCACGGAAAUGCGUACUAGGAUGCCACCAGUACUGAGAUCUGCAGCUCCUGGUCUUGCGGCCAGGGAGGAAGAGGGGCAGAUCCUUGAAUUCAGUUUACAAUCCUUGUAAAACUGGCCGUGUCUAGGCUAGAUUCAGAAAUGUCAGUGGAGGUUAGGGCGAAUGGGGGUACUGCCCCACCAAUCUCAGUCUGCCCCCAGCCAGUCCCCCCCCGCCUGCCUUCUUACUUGCAACCAGCCCAAGGGGAUGACAGUACCUGCCAGUUUCCUCCUCCUCAGUCUCAGUUCUGCCCCUGUAGAACUCAACAGGGAAGAAGGUGGAGGACAAAGCUAGAAUGAGUUGGCUCUGCCUGUCAUUGGCUCUCGGGCUUCACCUACUGUUGGAGCCUUCUGCCCUACCAGUCCCAAUGGGCACCAGCCAUCACAGAAAAGCAGCUCUCAGGGGAUGCAAGGACUGUCCUGAGGUGAGUCUCCGAGUGCAUCAGUACUACUGGUGUCCAAGCUGUCAUGAACGGCAAGCAUCACCCAUAGUUGACUGAAUCUGCCCAUCCAAAGGCUGGUUCCAAUAAUAAUAAUAAGCAAUGUUAUUUGGACAUCGUAGAAAGCAACUGGAGAGGAUCUGAAGACAGUCUGUGGGUGGACCUUCCCCAUAAGAUUCCAGUGGAUGUCUCAUACAGGGACGCCUCACAGAGGAAUAAAUGUAGAAAAGGCUUUUGGGUGCUCCCAUGUGCAAUUUUAUUGUGGACUGCAAACUUAGGCAUGCAAACUUUGUGUAGCACACAACCUUGGGGGGUUGUGUCCACACAAACUUGUCCUCAUCAAAAUGCUGCCCCGCAUUGUUUUCCUAAAGUGCAGUUGUUGCCGCACCUUCCUGUUAAAGGUUUAGUCUUUGGUGUCAAAAACAUGUUGCUUUUCAGGUUGGUGUUUUUUAAAAAAAAGGACAAGGAAGCUGCUAUAUGCUGAGUCAAACCAUUGGUCUAUCUUGCACAGUAUUGCCUACCCUGUCUGGCAGCAGCUCUCUAUGAUUUCAGGCAGGGGACGUUCCCAGCCCUACCCGGAGAUGCUGAAGAUUGAAGCUGAGAUCUUCUGUAUGCAGAAGAGAUGCUUUGCCACUGAGCUAUGGUCCUUCCCCAAAGGUAGACUGGGUGUGAAUUCCUUUUAUAUCCCCCUUAAAGGCUCUUUGAGACUUAUAGGCAUCUGGGCAAAGAGCUUGACAAGACAAGUAGGGAUGGGCGAGAAUUUCGGUUCAGGUCACAUUUCAAGCCGAAUCUAUCAAAUUUGCACUUUGCGAAACGAUACGAGGACCGAAACACAGCCAUCCGUUGAAAAUCACACUUAUUCAAAUGGGGGGAUGCAGUUUGCCAAUCAAUAUUUACGAAAAUGCAUAUGUUAUGGGGAAGUGUGCAUAUAAAAUGAACACAUGAGUGAAAAUAAUAUGCAAACACACAUCAUGUAACGAGAAAUGGCUUGCAAAAAUGUGUAACUUAGUCAAAACCCUACCAAAAUGUGCUUAUUAGGAGAAAUUUGCACUUAAAUCCUGGAGAAUUUUCAUGCAUUUUUUUUUUAAUUCACCUUGCUGCAGAAAUGUGGUGAACAGAAAUUAAGACUGGGAAAAUGAGAAAUGGGGCAAGCCAAAAGUGACAGAUCUUUCCAUCCCUAGGGAUGGAAACAACCGCAAGGGAGCAAUUUCCUUGGCGGCCCAAGCAUUGACCACUUUUCCUAGCCGCACCUUUGCAGCAAGUGCCUUUCCAACGGGGUUGUGUUGCUCUUGCCAGAAAGAGGAGUCAUGAUAAACUCUAGUUAGGUUUUGACGCCCCAGCUGGAUUCAUGCUGCUCUCUUAUGCUGCUGGGAUGGGAACGUGGGUGAGGCAGUUAAUGUAAAUGUUACCUUUGUACAGUAAGCAAGUAUCUACAUGCACACACACAUCUCUAUCCUCCGUUCAGGCAAGCACGAGACACCAUGAGAGUUUAAGGACACAUUGCAGCCAGGCGAAAAUAAUUGAGGGUGCAAAGCAGGGCUGCCGAGGGCCACAGCCCAGGGAGCAGGCUGGGAAGAUUCCCAAGGACCAGACAAAAAUGCCCAGAGGGCUGUGUUUUCUCCCAGGCUUGAGGUUCCCGCCCUGGGAGUAGGGAAGUGGGAGACAUUUGAUUCAGUUCACACUUAAAGCCAAAUUUAUCAAAUUCACAUUUUCCAAAAUGGCACAAGAACCAAAACACAGCCCUCCUUCGAAAUUCGCACUUAUCUGAAGUUUGCACCGCAGUUCUCCAGCUAAGCUAUGUUUGCAAGCAUGCAUAUAUUAGGGGAAAGUGUGCCAUAUAUAUAUAUAUAUAUAUAUAUAUUAGUGGAAGCAGAAUACAAAAAAGCAUUGUGUUAGGGGAAAUGGCAUGUGCAUGCAUCAAAACUGCAUGCAAAAUGUGUUCAUUAAGAGAAAUUCACACUAAAACGCUGGAGGCUUUUCAUGAGGAUUUUUUUUAAAAAAGAAAAAGAAAUUUGCCAAUUGCUGCAGAAAUGUGGAGAACUGAAUCUGACAGAUCCUUCCAUCCGACCUGGGAGUAAGCUGCAUUGUACAGAAGGCAACAGCUUCUGAGUAGACAAGAUUGCACUGACAGUCAUCAAAGUGAAAAAGCAGAUACAAGAAGGCGGCUGAAUCCUUAGCACUGGGACAGGGAGCUGGUGGCCUUCAGAUGUUGCUGGACUCUGAGCUCGCAUCAGCCCCAGUUAGCAUGGCCAAUGGUCAGAGACUAUGGGCAGAUGUAGCCCAACAACAUCUAUCUCUGCUCUGGCCUUAGAUCUAGUUGAGGCCAGUAUACCCCACCUAGUUCAAUCCAAAUUCUAUGCUUUCUGACUCCCAAUCAUGCCAUGCCUUUGUGAUCAAUGAACAAAUGCAGCCUGCCGCCUUGCAAAAAAACAAAAAAGUAAAAAUAAAAACCGCCACACUGUGAUAACUUCAGAUCAUUUACCCACAUCUGAUCACCCAGAUGCGCACUUAGCUGCUAAGAGGAUCUCCAUCCCUUUUUAAGCAGUCACAUGGGCAAGCAUAACUGGAUGUCUGGAGCGCCAGCCCAUUUAUUGUGAGUUUACACAAAGAUGUGUGUGCACUUGUUUUACCUUGUCUGUAUCACAUAUGGACUGUUGGGAAGUGGAUGAAAAAGUGAUUGACAGAAGAGAGAAAGGUGUACCCAAAGCAGGAAAGCUGCAACAGGCUCAAUCAAGGAAAGUUGUGUGUAAUUCAAUCAAUAGUUCACUCGAACGCUAGAAGAAGAUGCUACUUGCUGUCUGUUGAACAAGUCCUGCUAAUGAAGAUCUCGAAACACAAUAGGAACUAUAUCACGUUACCAUUGCGCCUCCUAGGUCUUGCCUGUUGCAUUCUCCCCAUCCCCCAACAAGCAAUCAACCGUCUGUUGGGCUAGUCCCUUUUCAGUGAAAGUUCUCUUGUAGAGCUGUCCUGCUCUGGUCUCACCCCAGAAGUUUGCUCGCUUGUAUAGAAGAAAAUGCAGUCUCAUCUCAUGGGAGAGAUUUUCCUGUCCCUGCUACACAAAAAUGAAUGAAAGACCAGCUGUAUUUUGUUCUAUGGACUAACAUUUUAUGUUUUGUCACUAGGUGCUGCUCCUUAGCUGUGCAAAGCGCACUAUAGCAACACCUAGUGGUAGAACACAAGAAUUACAAUGCAGUGAUAGAUAUGAAACGAUAUGCACCAUAAACCCAGGUUAUCGAAUGAAGUAUGUAUACUGGUUGGGCAAACUCACCUCUAAUCCCUCCCAUUGGCUUCAGCAGGGUAGUUGAAACCUAAGUGUUCUGAUGGUGUUGUGGAUUAAACAAACAAAUGCUUUUGCCUCCAUAGGGCAAUUAUGGGUGAAUGCUAUCUUGAAUGUGUAGAGGUCUCCCAAGUGUCUGACAGCCCGUGGGUUCUUCCCUGCUAAUAUGACCAUUUUCUUAUCUCUGCCCCUUUGGCUCAGCCUCCCCUUGUGUCACUGUGCCUUCUUUGUAUAUUAUUAUUAUUAUUAAUUAUUCACUGCCAUUAAUCAAAAACUGAUGGACAAAUCACAGUUGCAUUCCUUGGUAUGGAUGGCCAGCCCGGUUCAUUUUGUAACGUCUAAACACUGCACAAAUGUAUGUUUCUUUGGAGCGUGGGGUGAGCCCCAUUUGAUAUCAGUGCUUUAAGCGGUCGGAAACAUUUUCCGUUCCUUUACAUCCAAGCUCGAUGCUGCCAAGUUUCUGCCGUUUGUACAACAUGCUCUCAGCACCCCUUCUUCAUGGACUGAUUCCUGUUCUUGUUUGCAAAGUAUCCACACUGUUCUAAAGCAUGCUCCUUCUUUCUGUAUAGUUCGGAUCUUCUGGUUUUAUGGAAUAAAAACACACACAUACUUAUGCCUGUUUGCAUUGCAA